Messenger RNA from Carassius auratus (goldfish), 952 nucleotides. RefSeq names its product mitochondrial ribosomal protein L17 (gene mrpl17). Gene Ontology annotation, biological process: translation. The record is from RefSeq and is a predicted model, not a curated record. Gene Ontology annotation, cellular component: mitochondrial large ribosomal subunit; ribosome. Bases 242 to 745 code for a protein of 167 amino acids. NCBI's taxonomy places the organism in Eukaryota, Metazoa, Chordata, Actinopteri, Cypriniformes, Cyprinidae. The transcript has 3 exons. Gene Ontology annotation, molecular function: structural constituent of ribosome.
UUUCAUCCCGGACUCCUUAGACCGACGCACCAUCACACAUGCACUUCUGUGCUUCAGCUGUCACCUGAAAGUAUAACUUGAUACUCUGGAUGAAAUAAACAAUUCUGUUGUUCUCCAGUGUUUGUAAUCGCUGAUCAAAGAAGUGCUCGUCUUGACUUUUAAUCAUUUUUCCCAUUAUCUUUAACGUUGUGUAAGAGAGAGGUUUUAUUUUCUGGAGGAGUGUCCUUCACCGCUUCCAGAAAUGCGACUCACCCUGCGGGCGUUGAUUUCUCAUGGCCGGGUGGCCCGAAGGAUAGGACUCGGACCUGAGUCCAGAAUCAACAUGCUUCGGAACAUACUCACAGGUCUGGUUCGACACGAGAGAAUAGAGACAACAAGAGCCAGAGCCGACGAGGUUCGCUUCUACGCGGAAAAGUUGAUUGAUUAUGCCAAAAAGGGAGAUACUAAUGAAAAGUCAAUGAAAAUGGCUGAUUUCUGGCUCACAGAAAAAGAUUUGAUCCCCAAACUUUUUCAAGUUCUGGCGGUAAGAUUUGAGAAUCAGACGGGUGGAUAUACACGAAUGGCCCGCAUUCCUAACAGGGAGAAUCUGGACCGUGCGUCUAUGGCUGUACUGGAGUAUAAAGGCAACCCUUUCCCACCGCUGUUCCCCGUGAAACGUGUCAGUGAACUGAACUUGUUAAACCAACUUCUGAAAGCAUACAGAGAAGAAAAAGCUCAAAUGGUGUCUGAGAAAAAGGACUUAUGAUCUUUAAACACUGUAUUUCUACAUUAUAUUUCAUGUAAUAAACCAGUAUACAUUUCAAUAACAUCUCAUUAAAAUUUGCUCUCAGUGUUGUGUAUUUUUGGCUGAUGCUUAACAUAACCAUGACUUUUUAAUUAAUAUAUGCAAAAUGUAUAUGACUGAAUGAGAUGUCCUGUAACUGGUCACAAACAAAGUUUUCAUAAUUUUAAA